Molecule: messenger RNA, 1993 nt
Organism: Sorghum bicolor (sorghum)
Lineage: Eukaryota; Viridiplantae; Streptophyta; Magnoliopsida; Poales; Poaceae
Exons: 13
Coding region: 239-1861 (540 amino acids)
Biological process (GO): GPI anchor biosynthetic process
Cellular component (GO): endoplasmic reticulum
Molecular function (GO): hydrolase activity
Source: RefSeq, a predicted model, not a curated record
ACCAUCUCCGAGCCCGACCUGACCCUGGUUCGCCUCCUCCGCGCGCGAUCAGUCGAGUCAGUCUCAGGCAGGCAGAUUGGAAUGGAUCAGUAGAUCCCACUCCGCCAAAACCUUUUUUUGCUUGCAUUCAACUUCCCCCGCGACACGCCAACGCCGUUCCAACUACAACCGCCGGGAUCCAGCCGCUGCACACGGCCACCCGCCGUGCCGGCCGGCCGGAGGGGUUGAGCGGGCGAGGAUGCAGAGCGCCACGCGGCUGACGCUGCUGCUGUGCGCGGCGUGGGCGGCCGCGCUGCUCUACGGCGAGAUGGGCGCCUACUGGGCCUCCUACCUCGCAUGCUCGUGGCCCUCGCCGUCCUCCUCCUCCUCCUCGCCGCCGAAUAACUAUGUCAAGGUUGCUGUUGUUGCUGACCCACAGCUUAUGGACAGCACCUCCCUUGGUCUUCCAUCAAGCUCAGUUGGUCUCCAAGCUGCUGAGUUUUACACGGAUUUGAACAUGAGAAGGUCCUUCCAGUCUGCCAUACUGCCAUUCAAACCUGAUGUGGUCUUAUUUCUUGGUGAUCACUUUGAUGGAGGCCCUUACAUGUCCGAUGAAGAGUGGCAGGAAUCAUUGUUUCGAUUUAAACAUAUAUUCAGCCUGAAUGAACAAAUAACAAAGCCACAGAUCCCUAUCUACUACCUUUCAGGAAAUCAUGAUAUUGGUUACUCAGCAUUUCAUUCAGUUCAUCCUGAGGUGCUCAGUCGGUAUGAAAAAGAAUUUGGAUCAAGAAAUUAUCAAUUUUCUGCUGGGAAGGUGGACUUUGUUGUUGUUGAUGCCCAAACACUUGAUGCUAAAAACUCUUACGAACCUACCAUCUUUCUAGCAGGAGCUAAAAAAAGCAAAGAAAGAUCCUCCUCCUGGGAGUUCAUUAAAACUCUAUCUCCAGGUAAUGCAUCGAACCCAAAGGUUCUGCUAACGCAUAUUCCACUAUACCGACCUGAUAACUCUCCUUGUGGUCCACAUCGUUCUUCACCUAUUAUAAAUCAGAGGGUAUCUUAUGCUGCCUUAGACCAAGGAAUCACCUACCAAAAUUAUCUAACUAAAGAGACUUCUGACCUUUUGCUAAGCUUGUUGAAGCCGGUCCUUGUGCUCUCAGGCCAUGAUCAUGACCAAUGCACAGUCGUCCACUCCACUCCUUUUGGUCCAGUUACAGAGCAUACAUUGGGGACAAUAAGUUGGCAGCAAGGAAAUCUCUAUCCAUCUUUUAUGCUGCUAUCUGCUGGACCCAAGGUGUCACAAAAUUCAACUGAUCCGGAGCAUGAGGUUGUUACAAACCUUUGUUUUCUGCCUAAACAAACCCAUAUUUAUGUCUGGUAUAUCUGCCAGUUUGUAGUGACCAUCCUUCUUCUAGUCUUCUGGCCAACAAAUGGUCUCAGUUCUCUUCCUUGCAUGAACACAUUGGUGAGCUUCAUGAGGUCGGUUGGUGCUGAACUGCUUUCAAGAACCAAGGAAAAAGAUGACGAGGAAGAUGGUGAAUAUGAUAUGAUUUUUGAUGCGGAAGGAUCCAUGCACCUCGUUAAAAAGGCAGCGGUAAAGAGCCCAAGUGCUAGCUCAGACUCCAGACCUACAGGGCGUGGAAGCGUUGUUGCAAGGGCAACAGCAGGAAAACACCGUUUGGAGCCUGAUUCAUCAUCAAUUCUUGUGGACGUGGGUUCUGAGAUGACAUCAGAAGAUGGAGGGAAGUUGGCCCGCGGUAGCAAAUCGAGAGUAAGGAAGGUGCUCCAACGGCUGUUCCGUGUGAUUCAGUCGAUUGUUGUCAUUGCCGCUCUGAAUGUCCCCCUGUACAUGAUGCUCCUGUUCAAGGAUUGGAUUGAUCGUUGAAGUAUGUAUGUGAGAAUCUAUUAGGCCGGUUUUGAGUAUAAUUCAGUAGAUUGAUUGAUGAUAUCUAUAUGAACAAUAGCCGCACAUGCAAAAAAUAAAGUUGCUUUUUAAUUUACUGAGGCACCAAUCAAA